AGUGAGUCUCAUCAGUUGGCAAGCAGGAUUCGGUGUCUCUGGGUUCAGGAAUCCUCGGGCAGCUGAGGGGACUUGCUCCUCAGUCCCCAUCUCGGACCCUACCCCUGCCACAGCAGGUCCAUGGACUGGGGAAGGCCGUGCCUGAUGGCUUCUGUGUCUGUCCAUGACGGCCUGGAGUCCUGACCCUCCUGGCUAGGUUUCUGCCUUUUCUCUCUGUCUUUGGCCAGCCGGGGAGGGGGUAGAGGCCGUAGCGGCCAGGUGAGCAACAUGGCCCAGAGCAAGAGGCACGUGUAUAGCCGGACGCCCAGCGGUAGCAGAAUGAGUGCAGAGGCAAGUGCCCGGCCUCUCCGCGUGGGCUCCCGUGUGGAGGUGAUUGGGAAAGGGCACCGAGGCACUGUGGCCUAUGUGGGAGCCACACUCUUUGCCACUGGCAAGUGGGUAGGUGUGAUCCUGGAUGAAGCAAAGGGCAAGAAUGAUGGAACUGUCCAAGGCAGGAGAUACUUCACUUGCGAUGAAGGGCAUGGCAUCUUUGUGCGCCAAUCCCAGAUUCAGGUAUUUGAAGAUGGAGCAGAUACUACUUCCCCAGAGACACCUGAUUCUUCUGCCUCAAAGGUCCUCAAAAGAGAGGGAACUGACUCAGCUGCAAAGACCAGCAAACUGCGGGGACUGAAGCCUAAGAAGGCACCGACAGCCCGAAAGACCACAACUCGGCGGCCCAAGCCCACCCGCCCAGCCAGUAGUGCUGGGGUGGCCGGCGCCAGUAGCUCCCUGGGCCCCUCUGGCUCAGCAUCAGCAGGUGAGCUGAGUAGCAGUGAGCCCAGCACUCCAGCUCAGACUCCGCUGGCGGCACCUAUCAUCCCCACGCCGGCCCUCACCUCUCCUGGAGCAGCACCUCCUCUUCCUUCCCCCUCCAAGGAGGAAGAGGGGCUGAGGGCCCAGGUGCGGGACCUGGAGGAGAAACUAGAGACCCUGCGGCUGAAACGGGCAGAGGACAAAGCAAAGCUAAAGGAGCUGGAGAAAUACAAGAUCCAGCUGGAGCAGGUGCAGGAAUGGAAGAGCAAAAUGCAGGAGCAGCAGGCAGACCUGCAGCGGCGCCUCAAGGAGGCGCGGAAGGAAGCCAAGGAGGCACUGGAGGCAAAGGAACGCUACAUGGAGGAGAUGGCUGACACUGCCGACGCCAUCGAGAUGGCCACUCUGGACAAGGAGAUGGCUGAAGAGCGGGCCGAGUCCCUGCAGCAGGAGGUGGAGGCGCUGAAGGAGCGUGUGGACGAGCUCACCACUGACUUGGAGAUCCUCAAGGCUGAGAUUGAAGAGAAGGGCUCCGAUGGGGCUGCGUCCAGUUACCAGCUCAAGCAGUUCGAGGAGCAGAACGCCCGCCUAAAGGAUGCCCUGGUGAGGAUGCGGGAUCUUUCUUCCUCAGAGAAGCAGGAGCAUGUGAAACUCCAGAAGCUCAUGGAAAAGAAGAACCAAGAGCUGGAAGUUGUGAGGCAGCAGCGGGAGCGUCUGCAGGAGGAGCUGAGCCAGGCAGAGAGUACCAUCGAUGAGCUCAAGGAGCAGGUGGAUGCUGCUCUGGGCGCUGAGGAGAUGGUGGAGAUGCUGACAGACCGGAACCUGAAUCUGGAAGAGAAAGUGCGGGAAUUGAGAGAGACGGUGGGGGACUUGGAAGCCAUCAAUGAAAUGAAUGACGAGCUGCAGGAGAAUGCGCGUGAGACAGAACUGGAGCUGCGGGAGCAGCUGGACAUGGCGGGCGCUCGGGUGCGCGAGGCCCAGAAGCGUGUGGAGGCAGCCCAGGAGACGGUUGCAGACUACCAGCAAACCAUCAGGAAGUACCGCCAGCUGACCGCCCACCUACAGGACGUGAAUCGGGAACUGACGAACCAGCAGGAAGCAUCGGUGGAGCGGCAGCAGCAGCCACCCCCAGAGACUUUUGACUUCAAAAUCAAGUUUGCUGAGACUAAGGCCCACGCCAAGGCGAUUGAGAUGGAACUGAGGCAAAUGGAGGUGGCCCAGGCCAACCGGCACAUGUCCCUGCUGACAGCCUUCAUGCCCGACAGCUUCCUGCGGCCCGGCGGGGACCAUGACUGCGUCCUGGUGCUGCUGCUCAUGCCUCGUCUCGUUUGUAAGGCGGAGCUGAUCCGGAAGCAGGCCCAGGAGAAGUUUGAACUAAGCGAGAACUGUUCAGAGCGGCCCGGGCUUCGAGGAGCUGCAGGGGAGCAGCUCAGCUUUGCUGCUGGGCUGGUGUACUCGCUGAGUCUGCUGCAGGCCACACUUCACCGCUACGAGCAUGCCCUCUCUCAGUGCAAUGUGGAUGUGUAUAAGAAGGUGGGCGGCCUCUACCCUGAGAUGAGUGCCCACGAGCGCUCCUUGGACUUCCUCAUUGAGCUGCUGCACAAGGACCAGCUGGAUGAGACCGUCAAUGUCGAACCUCUCACCAAGGCCAUCAAGUACUACCAGCAUCUGUACAGCAUCCACCUUGCCGAACAGCCCGAGGACAGUACCAUGCAGCUGGCCGACCACAUCAAGUUCACCCAGAGUGCCCUGGAUUGCAUGGGCGUGGAGGUGGGACGGCUGCGUGCCUUCUUGCAGGGUGGGCAGGAGGCUUCAGAUAUUGCCCUCCUGCUCCGGGACCUGGAAACAUCGUGCAGUGACAUCCGCCAGUUCUGCAAGAAGAUCCGGAGGCGAAUGCCGGGGACAGAUGCUCCUGGGAUCCCUACUGCACUGGCCUUUGGACCACAGGUGUCCGACACACUCCUAGACUGCAGGAAACACUUGACGUGGGUGGUAGCUGUGCUGCAGGAAGUGGCAGCUGCUGCUGCCCAGCUCAUUGCCCCACUGGCAGAGAAUGAGGGACUGCCCGUGGCUGCCCUGGAGGAACUGGCCUUCAAAGCAAGCGAGCAGAUCUAUGGGACCCCUUCCAGCAGUCCCUACGAGUGUCUGCGCCAGUCGUGCAGCAUCCUCAUCAGCACCAUGAACAAGCUGGCCACAGCCAUGCAGGAAGGAGAGUAUGAUGCAGAGCGGCCCCCCAGCAAGCCGCCUCCUGUCGAGCUGCGGGCUGCAGCCCUUCGUGCGGAGAUCACAGACGCUGAAGGCCUGGGCUUGAAACUUGAAGAUCGAGAGACAGUUAUCAAGGAGUUGAAGAAGUCACUCAAGAUCAAGGGGGAGGAGCUGAGUGAGGCCAACGUGCGGCUGAGCCUCCUGGAGAAGAAGCUGGACAGCGCUGCCAAGGACGCAGACGAGCGCAUUGAGAAAGUCCAGACUCGGCUGGAUGAGACCCAGGCGCUGCUGCGGAAGAAGGAGAAAGAGUUCGAGGAGACGAUGGAUGCGCUGCAGGCUGACAUUGACCAGCUGGAGGCGGAGAAGGCGGAGCUAAAGCAGCGGCUCAGCAGCCAGUCCAAGCGCACCAUCGAGGGUCUCCGGGGGCCCCCUCCCUCGGGUAUUGCUACCCUGGUCUCUGGCAUUGCUGGUGAAGAACAGCAGCGAGGAGGCGCCCCUGGGCAGGCUCUGGGGCCUGUGACAGGCCCGGGGCUGGUGAAGGACUCGCCACUGCUGCUUCAGCAGAUCUCGGCCAUGAGGCUGCACAUCUCCCAGCUCCAGCAUGAGAACAGCGUCCUCAAGGGAGCCCAGAUGAAGGCCUCCUUAGCAUCCCUGCCCCCUCUGCAUGUGGCAAAGCUCUCCCUCCCGCCCCACGAGGGCCCUGGCAGUGAGCUGGCGACUGGAGCGCUCUAUCGAAAGACCAGCCAGCUGCUGGAGAGGUUGAAUCAGCUGAGCACGCACACCCACGUAGUAGAUAUCACGCGUGUGAGCCCUGCUGCCAAGAGCCCAUCAGCCCAGCUCCUGGAGCAAGUGGCUCAGCUCAAGUCCCUAAGCGACACCAUCGAGAAGCUCAAGGAUGAGGUCCUCAAGGAGACUGUAUCGCAGCGCCCUGGAGCCACAGUCCCCACUGACUUCGCCACCUUCCCUUCCUCAGCCUUCCUCAGGGCCAAGGAGGAGCAGCAGGACGACACUGUGUACUUGGGCAAAGUGACCUUCUCGUGUGCGGCUGGCCUCGGACAGCGACACCGGCUGGUGCUGACCCAGGAGCAGCUGCACCAGCUUCACAGUCGCCUCAUCUCCUAAGCGCUCCUUCCCCCACUGGCCCCCCGCCCUCAGCCCUCCUGCUGCCGCUCUGCCCGCCCGAUGCAUGGCCACCUCAGCGGCCCCAGGUAGAAGCGUGUGUGUAAAGCCGUUCUGGCCCCCACGCAGCUUCACUUUGCCUGUCGGUGCCCUGCCCCUUGGUCUGGGUGCCCCUGUUUUCCAGUCCCUGGCCUCUGCCAGAGCUCGCUGUUAGCUGCUCCCUCCUUCCUGGGGGGCCUCAGGGCCUGUGGGACAUAGGCUGAGACCCCACCACCAACGGCUGCGGGAGGUCCACCUGAUUGAGGACAUCACCCUUUGAUUAAAGCAACUUCUGCUUCCGUG
Messenger RNA from Rhinolophus ferrumequinum (greater horseshoe bat), 4455 nucleotides. RefSeq names its product dynactin subunit 1 (gene DCTN1). NCBI's taxonomy places the organism in Eukaryota, Metazoa, Chordata, Mammalia, Chiroptera, Rhinolophidae. The coding region runs from base 268 to 4116 and encodes 1282 amino acids. Gene Ontology annotation, cellular component: microtubule associated complex; spindle pole; kinetochore. Gene Ontology annotation, biological process: establishment of mitotic spindle orientation; nuclear migration. The transcript is spliced from 32 exons. The record is from RefSeq and is a predicted model, not a curated record.